CCCUGGGUCCCUGUGCCAUUCAGGCGAGUCGCACACGAACUAAAGCUCCUCCUCUCUCCGUACCAGGAAUAGCGGGCUCCAAUCCUAAAUAACGAGCAGGGGUGGCAGAUUGAUGAGCGAUUUGAGCGCACGAUCGCCUCCUUCCCCCUCCCCACUAGAACCCUAUGCAAUGCAAUAUGCAAGUGUAGAAAGGAGCAGGAAGAGAAGAAUAGCAGAGUGCGUGUCCGUGUGAUCCUCCAUCGCUAGGUAACCUGCUGCCUGCCGGGGGACCUGCUGCCUGCCGGGCCGGGGGACCUGCUGCCUGCCUGCCGGGGGACCUGCUGCCUGCUUGCACUCAGCCCCUGCGGACACGCACUAUGGUGGCACCUGCCCACUUACAUCGCCACCUGGAUCACCAGGAGGAAUGCGGAGGAGUCGCCAGUCGCUUCAACAAUGAACACAUGAACUGACGCUGCCUGACAAUGAGCUGUCGCCGCUGAUCGCCCACUGUCCGUGCCAAGAGAGGAGCUGCAAUAGCAUGGAGCUGUAGAGUUGGGCGCUGGAGCAGCGAGUGGAUCAGCCGCAGCCCGGGCUCUAUCUGCGCAGUCUUCUUCCCGGGGCCCCAUGAGCAGAGGAGCCACCCUGCAGCGCAGGACCACCUACCAUAUAUCUCUUACUCUGGUCAAACUAGAGGCUGUAGGAGAAGAAAAGAAGGGAGAGACUCGGGAAGUCUAUCGGAGACAUGACACCCCGUCUCUCGGCAGCACCCCCGGUCUGGCCCAUUGCCUCUCUCUGGACAGGGAAUUCCCAGAUGCCUGGGUGUGGGGUGGGCCCGAUGCUGCUUCCAGGGUGAGAGAUCAGCCUAGUCCGGGAGCCGGUUCCGCAGCGGCCGGGGAUGGCUCUGCCGCAGGGACAAAGGUGAGAGGCAAGGUGAUCCGGAGCCAGACCCAAGCGCCUGUGCCCAGCAAGCCAACUUUCCCCGGCCAUGGGCAGACUGCUACACCCGGCACUGCUGUGCCUCGGCCGGUACCGAAAGGAGCCGCGGUUCCCACAUCUGGACCUAAAGGGAGCGGUACCUCCGGCUCUGCCAAGGGAACAUCCAGCCCCGCAGCCUGUGCCAUAGACUCCCGGGCACGUACCGCGGCCACUGAGGAACCUGGCAGCAAAGGCACUUUCAGAUCUGCCGCCCCGGUACCGGCGAGUAAAGAAGCCUCUCCCAGCAGUGGGACACCGGCACCGGGACCCAAGCCCAGCAAUGUAGCCUCAACUGCUCGUACAGCGCCUCAAUCUACUUCCAGCCGCCCCCCCAGUCAUGCAGCCCCGCCACCUCCUCACAAACACAAUGGCACCUCUGAUCCAGCUGCCUUGGCACUCACACCGUCACAUCCACCCUUGGCACCAACAGCAAAGGAUAGUGGCACUUCAUCGCCUGCAUCCUUGGCAUCUAUACCAAAGGACAGCAGUGCACCAGAUAUGGCAUCCCUGGCUCCUAACCUUACAUACAAUAAUACCCCAAGCCCUUCAGCCUCUAUACCUUUAGACAGCUGUGCACCAUGCCCUUCAGGCCCUAAUCUGUCAGCUAAGGAAAGUGUCAGUCCAGCUCCUACACCAAGUGCACCAGGACAAGCAGGUCCAGUUUCCAAAGCCAAGGACACUGACAUGUCUGGUCUUGCAGCCCCAGGUAAGGACACUGGGAGACCUGGUGCCACCUGUAGUCCUAUGACACCUGCAGCAUCAGCACCAAAAAUGAAGGAAAAGGACGCACCAAGACCUACAGCAACAGCAUCCAAAGUUAAGGAAAUUUGUACUGCAGAAAUGACACCUGUAACAGAAGCUGCUUCUGUAAGUUUUGUUCCAGCAGCUAAGGGCAGCUACACAUCAGCUACUGCAGCUCUGGUACCCACAUCAAAGGGCACUGGCUUAUCAAGUUCUGAAGGCUCUGUACCCACAUCAAAGAGCUAUGGCACAUCAAUACCUGCAACUCCAGUACCACCACCAUUACCUAUGGGCAAUGUCACAUUAAUUUCUGACCCUUCAGCACCCACACCAAAGGGCAAUAGCCAGUUUGUUCCUGCAGCUCCAACAACCACACCUAAGUGCGCUGGCCAAUCAUUUCCUGCAGCUCCAACACCUAAGGGCAGGGGACAAUCAAUUUCUGCAGCUCCAGCACCCACACCUAAGGUCAGUGGGACAUCAAUUUCUGCAGCUCCAACAUCCACUCUUAAGGGCAGCUCAUCAAUUUGUACUGCAACAACCAUACCCAAGGCCAGUGGUAUAUCAAGCCUUGGAACCUCGGUACCCACAUCUAAAGAAAGUAACACCUUAAAUUCUGCAGCACCAUCAAAGGACAGUGGCAAAUCAAGUCCUGCAGACCCAUCAACAAUUCUUCAGGACAAAGAUGUUUUACAUUCUGCUGACCAGGUACCUACAGCUGCUCCUAGUGAUAAAUCAAGUCCUGACGUCCCAACUCCAACCGCAGAAGAUAGUAAUAAAAAGAGUUCUGAACCCCAGUUAGCAGAGGAUAAGGUUAUCACUGCAACUAGUAAUUCAGGCCCAGUCAAAGACACUGGCACCUCCAGCACUGCCACAACAGUGCCAGCAGGACAGAGAGAGUUUACCUUUGGAACAGCUCGGGUGAUCCGAGGAUCCCUAAUCAGAAGACCAGCCUUGGAUACUGAUGUGUCGCGAGAUUUAGUCAGCAGUCCUACUGUUCCUGUACAAGGGGCCCGGAUAACAGAAGGAGUUAAUGCGGAGGCCCCAGCCAUUGAAGCUAGAGUCUCUUCACGAAGCUUCAAGGCUGUGAGAAUUCCAGCGGGUUCAACUGAGACUGGAACUGCAUCAAGGGCAAAUAGAGCCUCAGUCAAGGUAGAAAAGCCCAGUAAAGCAUCUGAGCCAGAGGACAAGCCAUGCCCAGUCAUGACCUCUGUUCCCCGGGUAACUGCUCCACCUAUCAGUGCUGCCAGAACAGCAGCCGCCCUGUUUUCUGCAUCUCGAUCAGGAGCCCCUCAUAAUGCAAGACCCAGUGAGGCAAAAAUAACUGCUAUCCGAACCGCAGCUCGCGGAGCCAGAGCAGUUUCUUCAGGGGCAUGUACUGAGGACCUUGCAGGAAGAAGAACACCAAACACAGGCUUAGGGGAAAGAGCUCAAACCGGAGAUGCAGGAACCUAUCCAGGGGCAAAAGCAUCUGUCAUGGGACCAAAAACAGCAACUGGGACAUCACCUGUAAAAGUUGCAAAAAUUGCACCCAGGCCCAUGAGCUCUUGUGCAGACCCUAUAAUCAUCACUGGAUUGCGAACAAAGGCCUCAACUGCUGUAAAAGCACCACUGUCUGGUACAGGUACAUACCCAGGGGCCAAAUCAUCUCUCUCCGGGUCAUUCACAUCCCUGGGAAGUAAAGCAUUGACUGAUAGCUCAGGAAUUGUGGCUCCAUCCGCAGAAGAAAAGUUUAGUCCAGGGUUAGUUUCACCACAUGUUGUCCGAACUCCAGUCCCCUCUGCCUUCUCCCUCCCAAUCAGGCCUGAGGACAUUUUGCCUGGGGGGGAGGAGGAGUUUACCCCCGAUAAUGAGGAUCCUGCUAAGAGUAAGCGCCAGGAGCGGCUGUUCCUAAGGCAGGAUGCCAUGUGGAUCAGCACAAGUGUUACUUCAGACUAUUUCUUACAGUCAUCCCCUGGACGGCCUGGUAGUGGUGGAAGCUCCCCUGGAGGGCACCGCCAGGAGCUUAGCCCAAAAUUCUUUUCAGGGCCUCGCUGUUCGUUUAGCUCCCCAGGCAGCCCACUGCUUACUGCUCCUUGUCAGCCAGGCACACCUUACAGGGAGGCUCCAAUCAAUGUGUCCCUUACAGUAAGCCAAGAGCAUGCUGGGGGAUCUUCAGAAAGUUGCCUUCUGAUUGAGCGUAGUGCCUCUUCAGGGGUGAGUUCAGUAGGAGUUCCUGAGGCAGGUGAGCUUGGUAAAGGACACCCUGCCCUACUUACCCCUGGUAAAGAAAAGGGCGGUAGAAUUCUGAAACUUAAAGCUUCUAAAAGCCAGGUAGAGAAACCAACAGAGCAACGAGAUAAACUUCAAAGCCAGAAGAGUUUCACUAACAGGCUUUCUUGGCCUGAAAAUGAGGGGGGUAAGAGCCGCUCUAAAUCCUCCACAAAGAGCAGCCCUAGAGUGGAGACACCCAAACUGUCUGGCAUGGCAGGCAAGAACCUAUUGUCCCCUGCCUCAUGUGACCCUAAGGGUUUUCGGAAGGGGAAAAGUAAGACUGUGGACAAUAGUGACUUGGACCCCACUGCAGAGGAUUUCAAAAAAAGCAGAGAGGGAAGCUCACCGACAGGGGACAAGGCCAGGGCCACAGCAGCCAGGGAUAGGAAAAUGCUUAAAUUCAUCAGUGGGAUCUUUGCCAAGAACACUGCAUCCGUGGCCUCAUCCGUUUCACCUAGUAGUUUAAGCCCAGGAGAUGAGAGGGAUAUACUUCACAAAUGUGUGAUGAACAGCCAGGAAUGGACCUUAAGUCGGACUGUGCCUGAAAUCAGAGUGGGAGUUUUGGGCAGUACUAAAAGUGCCAAGUCUGCUCUUGUGCAUCGGUUUGUGACCGGCUCCUAUCAACCCCUAGAAGCACCUGAAAGUGCUCAGUUCAAGAAAGAGAUCAGCGUGGAAGGGCAGAGCUACCUUCUGCUAAUUAGGGAAGAAGCCGGAGCUCCAGAUGCCAAGUUUGCCAAUUGGGUGGAUGCCGUCAUUUUUGUGUUCAGCCUGGAAAAUGAGGCAAGCUUUCAAGAUAUUUUCCAGUAUUAUGCUCUCCUGGCAAAUUAUCGCAAUGUUGCAGACCUCGCUAUGGCACUUGUUGGGACUCAAGAUAAAAUUAGUGCAAACAACAAGCGAGUGGUAGAGGACGUGCGGGCGAGAGCCCUCUGCAAUGAUAUCAAACGCUGUGUUUACUAUGAGACCUGUGCCACCUAUGGACUCAAUGUGGAUCGGGUGUUUAAUGAAGUUGCUCAGAAGAUGGUUGCAAUAAAGAGGCAGCAGCAACUCCUAUCAUGCAAGUCAUUACCAAGCUCUCCAAGUCACUCCUCUGGAUCCAUUGCAAUAUCAGUGCAGGCAAGUAAUGGAGGAACAACAAGUGAUUAUUCAUCGUCACUGCCUUCCACACCAAACAUCAGUCACAGAGAACUACGAAGUGAGGUGUCCAUUGGAGUCAGCACUCCGGUGUCCCUCCAUCGUGGCACUAAAAGGCGCACAAGCAUAUUUACAAACCGAAGGGGAAGUGAUUUGGAAAAGAGAAGUUUUGAUAGUCGUGCAGAUGGUGCUGGUGGGGGUCGGGCUCUACCAAUUAAACAGAGCUUCUUAAUGAAACGAAGCGGCAACUCUCUGAACAAAGAAUGGAAGAAGAAGUAUGUUACCCUGACAAGCAAUGGGGUCCUGCUCUACCAUCCAAGCAUUAAUGAUUACCUACACAGUACACAUGGGAAGGAGAUGGAUCUUUUACGAACUACAGUGAAGGUCCCUGGAAAGAGGCCUCCAAUAGCCAUGUCUGCCUGUGGCCCAUCCAAUAGCAUCAACGGCUUGUUAAAGGAUGUGGGCAGCUCUCCAGGGGGAGAUACAGCAAGUAACAAGGCGCAAUCAACAAAAAGCAAAUCCACUGGCGAUGUCAUUUCCAGCCCCACCAGCAACAAAGAUCCCCCCUCUUCCCCAAUGAGUGAUAAAAAGAAGAACAGAAGAAAAAAGAAUAUGACCCCUUCCAAGACAGAAGGGUCCGCUGGACAGGCAGAUGCCAAGCGCAAAAUGUGGAAGUUAAAAACAUUUGGUAGCUUGAGAAAUAUUUAUAAGACAGAAGAGAACUUCGAAUUCAUCAUUGUGUCUAGCACCGGGCAGACAUGGCAUUUUGAGACAAGCAGCUUUGAAGAAAGGGAUUCCUGGGUACAAGCCAUUGAGAGCCAGAUCCUCGCUAGCCUGCAGUGCUGCGAGAGCAGCAAAAAUAAGGCUCGAAUGGAUAGUCAGAGCGAAGCGGUCGCCAUCCAAGCCAUUCGGAAUGCUAAAGGGAAUUCAUUUUGUGUGGAUUGUGGUGCCCCGAAUCCCACCUGGGCCAGCUUGAAUCUGGGUGCCCUGAUCUGCAUUGAAUGUUCAGGAAUUCACAGAAACCUUGGCACCCAUUUAUCUCGGGUCCGAUCACUGGAUUUGGAUGACUGGCCCCUAGAGCUCACACUUGUUCUAACCUCUAUUGGUAAUGAAAUGGCCAACAGUAUAUGGGAGAUGACAACUCAUGGAAGAACCAAACCAGCACCUGAUUCCUCAAGGGAAGAGAGAGAAUCAUGGAUUAGAGCUAAGUAUGAGCAGCGAUUAUUUUUGGCCCCUUUGAAGAGUCCAGGGGUCCCCUUGGUGAAGCAGCUUUUUAAAGCUGUACAUGAGAAAAAUCUCGGCAAUGUACUUCUCCUCCUAGCCCACAGCAACAAGGAGCAAAUCAACGGAAUCACUGGAGACAGAGACAGACGCACUGCCCUUCAUGUGGCCUGUGAACUGGGGGAAGUUGUGACCACACAACUGCUUGUCUGGUAUGGCAUCGAUGUGAAGUCAAGAGACAGCAAUGGCCACACAGCCGUGUUUUAUGCUAAGAAAAGUAACAGCCAAGAGUGCGUGGACAUUCUGCUGCAACAUGGCUGUCCCAAUGAGUCCACAAGCGCCCUGUCCACUCCCAGUCUAAGAAGGAAAAGCAGCUCUGCCAGCAUCGUGAGGACUGAUUCCCGGACUGCCCUUGUGUAGCCAGCAAUGUCUUUUAAGAGGCAAAACACCCACUGACUUUGCUCCCAGAGACAGAGAGGCUUUUCUGGUUGCUGUUUCGUGCCAAUAUGUUCUAUGUCCGACUGAAAAAAAAAAUAAGCAAAAGUGUAAUUUUGAGUGUAUGUGUAGAUAAAAUGUGUAUAUUUUGGAAGAAAAGAAUUUGAAGAAAUGCCAGCCAUUUUAAUAUUUGCCCACUGUAAUAUUUUUUUCCUCGUUGCUAUAAUCCAGCGUUUGUAUUUAAUGCCUUAAUCCUUUCGAUAGCAAAGGAGCAGUUUUACACAGUAGUUCCCUUAUGGCAAGGUUAACAAUUGAUAAAGCAAUUUGCAAGAUUUCAGUAACUGCCAGAAACUGGAAAAAGUUUAGUAUACAGUGUAAAGGUGUGAUGGGCUAUAUUUAAGUUCAUAUUUAAUUAAAAUUAAUGCAGAGACCUCAAGCCAGUAGCCUUCCAGCUUUUGGUGAAGUGAAACCUCCAUCAUUGUUGACUGAUGAGGAUGGUGGCUUCAUUUCAGCAACAAGGAGGACUUUGCAGGUCUGGACUGGCAUUCAAAAUAGGCCCUUCAUUUCAAGUACACAGAGGCCCAAACAGCCCCUCACAGGCCCAAUAAAUACUGACUGUCUAUGGCAUCUUACAGUAGCCCCUCUGGCAUUUGCCUGAAUCCACAGAUAGCCAGUCCAGGCCUGGGGAUUUGCCUUAACGUGUGCAAAAAGGCUUUUGACUUCAUUUUAGUACAUGAUGGAGAAGCUGCAUUCAUGAAAUAGCACAUAUCAAAUAUAGAGCCUGGACUUAUCAAUUGUAUUAACCUGAUAAAAUAUCAUUUCCCCCAUGGGUCAUACAUAAUACUUAUAUGUACAUUGUACAGUGGCUUGAAGGAAAUAUUGUCUUGUAAACAUUUAAACUGAUGUUUUGGAAAUUGUAAUUGCAGGGUUCCGUGUGAGAAAACAUGACUCUAAUUGGUUACUAUUGGCCAUGGCACACUAACUAUCAACCAAUGCUAUUCAUCUCUUUGUGCUUUUUAUUUUGAAUGAAGGAAUUUGCAAAUGCUGAAAUGAGCUCCACGUGUUUCUGAUGGAUGGAGUUGACUGGGGGCCUGUGUUCCAUGGCAGCUUCCAAAACGCACCAGUAACUAUUUAUGGUUUGAAGAAAAUAAAAUGUGCUUAAUUAGUGAUGUUCCACUUGGUCUCUGAACUCAUGGAAACCCCUUUAAACAAGCGUUUUCUGCUUCAGUUGAUUCAGUAUUUUCUAUGAGUAUUGCUAUGUUUAUGAAUUGUUAGCAGGAUAAAGAUUGUACAAUAUUGUGAAUAAGCACUGUGUGCUUUUUUGUUUUUUGACUGUUAAAUAUACAGUCUGCUUCUCAUAGAUUUUCCUUUCCAGAAUUCCCUCUUGGAAGUAUAUAUAGCUCUAAUGUCUGUGGUUGAACUCGGCUGGGGGGGGCACUCGCUGUCACAGAUUAACAUUACUUUGACUUUAUCUUUUGGAGAUUUGUCAAGUGUAAUUAUGUGUAUUCAUUUUCAAACUCUAUUUUAAGAUGUUUAAACUCAGUGGGACCAUUUUGAGUAGGAAAACCUGUACUGCCUAUUCUUUCUAGUGAUACUAAGGGUAUUAUUGCCUUUUAGCAGCAAUGACCACUUGACUUACUGUUUGCUCACAGUAGGUAGGUUCCGUGUAUUUGAUUGGGAUUCUUUUGUAAAAAACAAACAUCCAGGUACAACACAGAGCUGAUUAUGUAACCCCUAGGAACAAGACAUUAGCUUUUGUCUAAAUGUAUCUUGAUAUAGGUGAGUUACCUGCAAUUAUAACCAUUAGAACUGAUGUAAAGCAGUGAUCUGACAGUUUAACCUGCAUAGUGCAAUACCCAUCUAUUCUGCACACGGGCCAAUGGGUGCCAUUACCCAACUUGCUUUUUCAUUUUGGCCCAUAAAAUGAUAUGCCAUUGUCAGUAAUAGUCAUCUGGAGGCCUUACACAUGGUAUUCCCCUCAAAAUCGGAAAAAUAAUCACAAAAGGGACAAAUUAACCAGGUCCUCAUUCCACUCCAACCACCUUAUGUUUCACCAUGACACUCCACUUAAACUCCACCCACUUUCCAGUCCUGCAAAAAAAGCCCAAGACCAUUGGACAAAUCGGUUUGCAGUAACAAAGUUGCAGUAAUAACUCAGCCCUUGGUUUGGCCAGAUAAGCUUUCAUUUCCAAAUAUCAGGCAUAAUGACAAAGCUUCAAUUUACUUAAAAAUAGGUUACAGGAAUAAAAUUAGUUUACCUUGAUUUUGAUUAAGUGGUUAAUAAAUAGGAUAGCAAUGGGAAAAAGGAAUGUUAUGAUGCCAUAAAUACAUUAUAUAUAGCAAGGCUUUCAUACCAUCAGUAUUUUUUUAUUUUAAGCCCCCACUUUCCUAAUCUAUAUGUUUAAAAUGUACCAGUCACCUGUUGUAUAUACAUAAAUAUCUGAGACAGCAAAAUAUGUUGGGAAUUUCAUCAUAAAUGUGUACUUUACACAUCAAAAUGAAUGACUUAUUUGUUACUAUGGCCAAAUGUAGUGCUUAUGUUAAUAAAUAGCCAAUUGAUGGAUACCUACACCAUCACAUACUCUGUGCUUGAUGUCAUACACGCAGAAUUCAUGGCACGCGUGCGUUAUCUGGGCCUGGCCAUUACCAGGUUAGAAGUCUGGACCAAGGGACCAAGCUGAGAUAUGCUGUAUCCUAAGGGGUUAAGCAAGCUCCAGGUCAAGCCAGCAAUCAAUCAGAAUCAAACUAGGAAGUCAGCAAACCGGAAGAUCAAGUAAAAACAGCAAUUCAGGCGCAUCCAGGAACUUCACGAACUCUAGAGAACUAAAUUAAUGUUGGCAAAAAUAUUUCUUGCAGGCUUAAUAUGUUGGUAAUGAAACUACUCCAGUCUGUACAGGAACAUGGGCACCGCUGCUUGGAGCAGCAACGAGGGCUCAGCCUGAAGGCAGUUAGGGUAAGAUCUAGGGCGAGUGUCUAGGUGCUCUUUUAUUUAGCUAAUUAAGGUGAGAUUUGGUGUGAAAAACAUUUGCUGUUCUAGAUACUUUUGAAAGUUCAGGUGAAAUACCAAUACUCCACUAUUCUCUAUACCAGUAAACAUUCAUAACUUAAGUGGGGCCCUGACCAAAGGAUGGACCUCCAAGGCAGAAAUGCUGACAAAACCGCUGGCGCUACAAGGCUGCGCAGUGUAUGGCAGAACAGUAUCAAUGUGGCUUAUUUUGAUUCUAUUUUAUCGCUACAUGACUAUUCCAACAAGGUUUUCUAUUUCUGUGCACUGUAACUGUGGAUGUGCAUAUGGCCACUACUAAGGCACGGACUAUCGCCCUUGCACACCCUCAAAAUGAAAAAAAAAUUAGAAUUUAAAAAAAAAAUGUUAAAGAAAAAAAUGUUGGUAAAAGACUAAGCAUCAUUGUAUUUUUAUAUGCAUUUGCUUCUCUGGCUUCUUCUUCACUUUCCAGUUGUACCUGUGACAUUGUAUAAACUGUGAUUGUGACUGAUUCCUUUAGCUCCUCCUCUUCUGCUCAAAAUGUUACCUUUAAACCCGCACUGUCUGUUAACUCUUUCAUUGAAAGAAAACAACUCAAGGCAGGCUACUUGUUUUAUAUGGGUAUUGGGGGGGCACUUGUCUAAAUAUAUUUAGUGGCACUGUAUGUUAGAAUUCCUAGUUGCACUCCGGGUUCUUUUGAAGGCUUAUUUAAACGACAAAACCACGAACCUUGUGCUGAAUUUGAGUUUCCAAAACUCAAAUGUUUGAGAUUUAUUAAGCACAAUAAAAACUGGAAAACUCAUGUAAAAUCAA
Messenger RNA from Xenopus tropicalis (tropical clawed frog), 10528 nucleotides. The record is from RefSeq and is a predicted model, not a curated record. Lineage: Eukaryota; Metazoa; Chordata; Amphibia; Anura; Pipidae.